AUGAGGGUAACAGGAUCUCCUGAGCCUGUCGUCACACCUCAUCCACAGUCACCUAGUGCAAGUGCGGUCACCACCCAUAUUUCGUCGCAGUCUAUAUCCGUGGAGUCCAGCAGUAUAUCUGUCCCUGUCAACACUAGUACACAUGCUUCUGCCGAAUCCAGCGCCAGUACAAAGAGUACGACCUCGAGUAACAAGCAGUCAACUGUAGCUUCCGACACUCAUCAGAAACCGAGUACAUCGACUGUGUCUUCAGCUCACUCGAAUCCCACUACUCAGGAAUCUUUCUUCAAGUCCAUACACAAACGUCUGCAGAUGCUUGAAAGCAACGCUACACUGUCUCUACAGUACAUUGAGGAACAGUCCCGCAUUCUGCGCGAUGCAUUUAUCAAAGUCGAAAAACGGCAGAUCAAGAAAACCGAAGCGUUCCUCGAGAAUCUGAACGCAACUGUUUUUGCCGAACUUCAAGACUUCAAACAACAGUACGACCAGUUGUGGCAAAGCACAGUCAUUGAGCUUGAUAACCAUCGUGACCAAUACCAGAGAGAAAUUCACGCCGUCAGUGUUCGUUUGAGCAUUGUCGCUGAUGAGCUUCUAUUCCAGAAGCGGAUGGCCAUAGCUCAGAUGACUGUAUUGAUGGUUUGUCUGGGUCUUGUCUUGUUCGUACGCACAGGGGGUGGUGCCAGCCUCGACAUGCCUAUCGUCCAGCAGAUGAUCAACAAGUCACACUUUGGAAGGGGCGCUUACGAUUCUCCCUUGAACUCACCAUCACCGGAUCAGACUUCUCCGCCGUUUACCAACGGAGACAUCAGACGUAGAAGAGGGUUCUGGCGAAGCAGUUUCCACUCCCCAGCAUCCCAAAGACCUAUCUCUAGAGGUAAUGGAAACGUGUCCGAAGCAUCUAUAGAGGAACAUUCUCAGCAUGAAAAUCCGGAUCUGAGAUUCCAACCACCAACCCCGACUUUGGAGACCAGUCACGGCACGGAUGGCGAAGAUGGUAUUCUCGUAUCACCUUCAAACUCGUCUCUACGUGGAGAUGGAUCGUUCGUAGAUGAGGAACCAGAGAGUGAAGGAGAGGAAGAUCUUGAGGGGUCUUCAGCAUCGUUACCACAGGAGACACAGUCCUCGCCAUCGACUCCCAGUGGAUCGCGAGAUCUGAAGAUGCAACCCUGGCCUGCCGGUGGAGACGGUGGUGAUGCUAGUAAUGACUGA
Messenger RNA from Aureobasidium musti, 1209 nucleotides. Lineage: Eukaryota; Fungi; Ascomycota; Dothideomycetes; Dothideales; Saccotheciaceae. The record is from the annotation of a GenBank genome assembly.